UGACGGAGGAAUAUGGGGCAGAGUCGUUGGACUUCUGGAUGUCCGUUGCAUACCUCAAGGCGCUCUCCGAGGUCGACAAAGUGACAAUCAUGCGCCGGAACGCCGCGUUCGCUUCAUGCCUACGUGAAUACGGUUCUCAGGAUUAUGAAGGCGUUAUUCAUGCCAUCAUCGUCCGUUUCAUACAACCGGGCGUCCCAGAAGAGAUUAAUAUUGACUCUGCCACCCGAGAGAAGAUCCUGGCAGCUCACAGGGAAGGAAUAUGUGACACAGAGACUUUCAGCCGUGCUCAACAGCAAUGCUACGACUUAAUGCUCACGAAUUCCCUACCGCGAUUCCUCAAACACGUCAGUAAGAACGUGGGCGCAGAUGAAAUUGCUGUACGCAUGGCCGGUGCAAUAUGUUUCGGUAUCGUAACUGUUGGUCUCAUCGUCACCGGAUUCGUGCUACCGCACUACCCCCGAGGCGCUCGCUGGGCUGUCCUAUUCCCAGCUGCGAUGACGCUGCUACUCGGUCAGGCCACUUUUUCCGGAUUUUGUCCCGUCUACGGCUUCGUACGACAAGCGCGAAUGGUUGGAAGAGGAUUUCCGGGCUUCGAAAAGCCCGGUUGUAGGACGUGCAUUGAAGAGAAGGCAAUCAGGUCGGCGCAUCUGCAUCGGGCGUUGCUAGCGACUACAUUGGCCGCCUUGUUUGGGAUACUGGUGGCCGCCAUCACCUUCGCGAUUCCCUUCACCCGCCGAUGACAAGGCCCCUCACCAUCAUCUAUCGAUACCAGUGGCUUCGCGGCCUCGGCCACGACCUGCUUUUCA
Messenger RNA from Punctularia strigosozonata HHB-11173 SS5, 806 nucleotides. RefSeq lists its product as uncharacterized. The transcript has 4 exons. The record is from RefSeq and is a predicted model, not a curated record. Bases 39 to 740 code for a protein of 233 amino acids. Lineage: Eukaryota; Fungi; Basidiomycota; Agaricomycetes; Corticiales; Punctulariaceae.